Molecule: messenger RNA, 1584 nt
Organism: Aspergillus wentii DTO 134E9
Lineage: Eukaryota; Fungi; Ascomycota; Eurotiomycetes; Eurotiales; Aspergillaceae
Exons: 2
Coding region: 1-1584 (527 amino acids)
Source: RefSeq, a predicted model, not a curated record
AUGGCGGGGGCAACGACUGCAGCGUAUUCCGCAGAUAUUUUGACGUCGCCUGGCAGCGUCGAUGGACAUCACGACUGGGAGUAUUCUGUUCCGAUUAGACAUGAUAGUAUCAAUCGUCGCUCCAAGUCACGGUCGUCUCACGACUCGGCCCGAAAGUCCAGAGAUCGCAACUCCAAGGGCUCUCGAAGCUCCUCGAUGUCGAGACAGGUGUACAUGCAGGAUUCGGGUUACUUGACCUCGGCCCGUGGACGUCGCGAAACGAGCCGCAAUCGAAAAGGGAGCGAAACGAGUAGUUUGCGGGAUAUUUAUGGACAAGAGACGGCAAGCCGCAGCGCGGGGAACCUGAGAGAAUCUGGGGAGAGCCUUCAUCACAGUGGAAAAGGGGCUGGUGAUGCGCACUGGAUCCACCGUGAUAAGCUGGCCCGGAUUGAGAGCGAGGAGCUGCAUCAGAUUCAGGCGGCAUUUAUGUCCCGCCGCAUGGACAGCAAACGAGGGCGGAAUCAUGACCUGUACCAUAGUGGUGUGAGUGGAUCGCCCGUGACAACGCCACCGAUGACAGAGCAAACGGAGCCGUGGCCGGACCUGCAUGAAGAACAGCGGGGCUAUAUCGAUUCCCCGGGUACUUAUGAUGCGGAUGGCAUUUACGAAUCGGACAGCGAACGCAAGAAAUGGGAUCUUCGUCGACCUGAGGAAACUGCCACCAAUGAUCUCGAUGAUGGUGCUUCGGGCAUUUACCAGAACCCUGCUCUUCGAAAGAGCUCCUCUCGCAUACCCAUUUCGACAGGCAGCCCGGCGCCCACAAAUGGACGUGAUUAUCGCAGCAUGUCGGGUUCCAAGUCUCGUCGAGCCAGUGAAGCGGCUGCAGCGGACUCCACGGAUACCUCUACUCAAUCUGGUGGAAGCAGACCGGGCAGUCGAGGCGUGACUAGCACAGCGACCAAGAAGACCCCGGCUAAGGGAACCGCCAACCGCAAGGCUUCUGCUUCUACCACGAGAAAGGUCACUCCCAAGCCCCGGACUACAUCUGGGACUAACGGACAGCGCCCUACCACAAGAUCCGGCGAGAUUCGACCAACAACCGCGGUGAAUCGCCCCGAGGGUGAUCCUCCGUGGCUGGCGACCAUGUACAAGCCGGAUCCGCGCCUUCCUCCGGAUCAGCAAAUGCUCCCCACUCAUGCACGAAAGAUGCAGCAGGAGAUGUGGGCCAAGGAGGGCAAAACGCCCACCACAUAUGAUCGCGAGUUUGCUCCAUUAGCCAUCAGUCCUGACGACGCACCUCCUACCGAUGAAAAGACUCAGAAGCCUGAAGAGUCCCCCAAACCCGAAGAGGAAAAUAAUGAAAAGGUAGAGAAAGAGGAGCCCCAGCCUCCGCCCCAAGAGCCAGAGGCAUCAACCUGGCCGCUCACCUCUCCCAAGAGCUCCGAAACAGGCACUCGACCUAGCACUGGCACUGGAUACAGCCCUAUGCCCAAGUUGCAGGAGCCACCUUCAGCUGGAUUGACUCCAAAAUGGAGCCCACCGGUCGUUACUGCACAAGAACCCCCGAAGAAAGAGAAGGGGUGUGGAUGCUGCAUUGUUAUGUGA